AUGAGUCUUAAAAAAUGUGUUGUAUUGAUGGUGGUGGUGUUGGUAGUUAUGGUUGCUAUGGUAGAAGAAGUAGAAGGGCUUUCAUAUGCUACAUGCAUGGACCUUUGCGAGACCAAGUGUAACUUUUUUUUUACACAUCCAGAAAAAUACUGUAAAGAUAAAUGUGACCGCAAAUGUCGUAGACUUCAGUCAGCUCAAUCAUCCCAGAUGGAGACUAUAGAAAUGAGAAACAUAAAUGGGUAGAUAAGUUGACAAAAUAGUCGAGAUAUUUGUAAGAUUGAUGAAGUUUUCAUAUCAAUAAAAAUAUUUUUUAAAUU
Messenger RNA from Arabidopsis thaliana (thale cress), 317 nucleotides. RefSeq names its product Plant thionin family protein. Lineage: Eukaryota; Viridiplantae; Streptophyta; Magnoliopsida; Brassicales; Brassicaceae. The transcript has 2 exons. The coding region runs from base 1 to 243 and encodes 80 amino acids. The record is from RefSeq and is marked reviewed.